Molecule: messenger RNA, 1683 nt
Organism: Candidozyma haemuli
Lineage: Eukaryota; Fungi; Ascomycota; Pichiomycetes; Serinales; Metschnikowiaceae
Gene: SRP54
Product: RNA-binding signal recognition particle subunit
Exons: 1
Coding region: 1-1683 (560 amino acids)
Biological process (GO): SRP-dependent cotranslational protein targeting to membrane, translocation; SRP-dependent cotranslational protein targeting to membrane
Cellular component (GO): cytosol; signal recognition particle, endoplasmic reticulum targeting
Molecular function (GO): endoplasmic reticulum signal sequence receptor activity; 7S RNA binding; GTPase activity
Source: RefSeq, a predicted model, not a curated record
AUGGUUCUUGCAGAUUUGGGCUCACGCUUAAGGAAUGCUUUGAACACGGUCAGCUCUGGAACCGAGUCUGAAGUUCAAGCAUUGAUCAAGGACAUAUGUACUGCGUUACUAGAAUCCGAUGUUAAUGUCAAAUUGGUAGCCAGAUUACGUGACAAUAUAAAGAAAAAGUGUGCAACAGAAAUCUCCAACGAGAAUGAGUCAUCAGGCAACAAACGGAAGAAGCUACAGAAAAUCGUCUUUGAUGAAUUGUGUGCAUUGGUCGACUCGCACGAAGAACCGCCGAAACCUCAAAAACUCAGUAGAUCAACGACGAGAACGAGAGGAGCUAAGAAAACUAAAAAACAGGCUAGCUCUCAUGUAAUAAUGUUUGUUGGUUUACAAGGUGCUGGAAAAACUACUUCAUGUACCAAGUUGGCGGUUUAUUAUAAGAAAAGAGGCUACAAAGUUGGUUUAGUUUGUGCCGAUACCUUUAGAGCUGGAGCUUUUGAUCAGUUGAAACAGAAUGCAAUCAAAUCCUCAAUCCCUUUUUACGGAUCUUAUUUGGAAACGGAUCCAGUGAAAGUAGCACAUGAAGGUGUUACGAAGUUUAAGGAGGAUAAGUUUGAUAUCAUCAUAGUCGACACUUCUGGUAGGCACAAGCAAGAGCAAUCGCUUUUUGAUGAAAUGAUUCAGAUUGGAGAUGCUGUGCAGCCCACCCAGACUAUUAUGGUCAUGGACGCAUCUAUUGGUCAAGCCGCUGAGGGCCAAGCCAAAGCAUUUAAAGAUUCAGCAAACUUUGGGUCUAUUAUCUUGACUAAGAUGGAUGGCCAUGCGAAAGGAGGUGGUGCUAUAUCAGCUGUUGCAGCUACACAGACGCCAAUAGUUUUUAUUGGUACGGGAGAGCAUGUUGGUGAUUUUGAAGUCUUCAAGCCAUCUACAUUUAUUUCUAAGUUACUUGGGAUUGGCGAUAUACAGUCGUUGAUAGAGCAUGUACAGCUGUUGAACUUACAAGAUGAUGAAGGUCACAAGCAGACCAUGGAGAAUUUUAAAGAGGGCAAAUUUACCUUACGGGAUUUUCAAACACAAAUGAAUAACUUCAUGAAGAUGGGUCCCUUGACAAAUAUCGCCUCCAUGAUACCAGGCAUGUCGGGCAUCAUGAAUCAGAUUGGGGAAGAGGAGACCUCUAAGAAAAUUAAGAACAUGGUGUACAUCAUGGAUUCAAUGACAACCAAAGAGCUCGAUAGUGACGGACGAAUCUUUACUCAAGAACCGGAAAGGAUAUUAAGAGUUGCUCGAGGUGCUGGCUGUAGUGCUGUUGAGGUCGAGAUGGUAUUGCAACAGCAAAGGAUGAUGGCGCUGAUGGCUGGUGCUGCGAAGAACAUGAAUACAGGGGCAGGUGGCCAAUCUCCUGGAAUGGGAGCCGGUGGACCAGCUAACAUGCAAAGGAUGAUGCAGCAAGCACAACUGAAUCCUAAUUUUAUGCAGCAGGCAAUGAAUAUGUUCGGUGGUGGAGGUGCUGGAGGCGCUCCGGGUGGAGGCAUGGGUAAUAUGGCCAACAUGAUGAACAACCCCCAAAUGAUGCAGCAAGCUCAACAAAUGAUGAGGCUGAAUCCUAACUUGAUGCAACAGGCCCAGCAAAUGAUGCAAAAUCCCGGUAUGAUGCAGAAGAUGAUGCAGCAAUUUGGUGGUAUGGGUGGUAUGUAA